AUGAGCCAUCCCUUGGGCGAUGACACAGCAUCCGGUCCCCCUCCGACACCGCCGUUUGCCCCCAAAGGAGCAUGCCCCUCAAGCAUGUUCGGAGGCCUGGAAAAGAGUCUGUCCGAUGUCCGGCUGUGUAUCUCCCAGCAUCUUGGCCUCAUCCGCGCCAGUCUGCAUAAUGGAAAACCCGCUGCUUCCGGGGGAUGGCGGCCCGUUGCCCUGCGUCCCGCAUACCUCUGUUGGAUCGCGGCGAUCAUGUUUGCGAUGCUGAUCACGCUCGAGAUACUUCGCCGCUAUAGCGAUCAAUAUGGAGGUCUUUACUUUUUUCCAGACACCGAUACCGUGUCUGACGCCCAGUCGUUCGCCUACAACUAUCUUCCUAUCAUUGCUGCCCUCAUUCUUGUCACCCUGUGGACCUUCAUCGAUUAUGAUGUUCUGCGCCUCGAGCCAUACUUCCAGAUUUCUCGCCCGGAGGGAGCGCCGGCAUCGGUUCUUUUCAUCAACUACAACUUCGGCCAGUCUUUUCUUACGCCGCUCACCUCAGCCAAACGAGGCCAUUGGGUCGUAUUGCUCGUGUCUGUCGCUACUCUGCUCAUCCGCGUGCUCCUCCCGGCUCUGCAGAGCACCCUUCUUGAACUCCGUGAAAUUACCGUCGUGAGCAACGAGGACAUCAAGACCUGGCCCCAACUGCUGGACCUACAUACCCAGGCUGUAUGGAUCAAGGCGCAAAAAAGCAAUGACACCCUGGCUCUGGACUCCGUCCUCACUGCUCGUGACAAUCUGCAUAGCUCUCAGUCCUCCAGCUACGCAGUAGCACCCGUCGAUAUCAGCAUGGAAGACCGGCGGGAAAGUACGGUUUGGACGCUCAAUCAAACCAUCUACUGGUCUCAACUGGAGUGCCGCAACAUUGCAGCACAUGACCACCUAUUUGUCUCCAUCAAUGACACAUCGAGCGAUCCGCCCAUUCUCUCGUGGGACGUAACGGGUGUGCAGCUGCAGGAUAUCCCCGGGACGAACGAGACAUGCACAUUAGACUUUCACUACAGCAAUAUUUUCUUUCCGACAACCGAUUACUUGCAGGUUCGGUACUGGGAGCCCGUGUGGAACAAUCAGUCGCAACCUGUCUACAGCCGUCGAAAGUCCUUUACCACUCAUGGCUGCGAUGACCCCUAUGAUUUAUAUGGAGUUGUCAUCUCGGUCAAUGCCACGGUGGCCGGAGCUAAUAGCAUCAGUCAGUUGGGCGCCGAGUUCACUUCAUCUGCCGGUAUCUUUGGCUGCAAGGUUGAAUAUCGACAGGCGGAGGCCAAGGUCUCCAUGCAUGCUAACAGCUCAAUUACAAACAUCUAUGGAUACCCCGAUACCGAACGGGAGUUGGGAACAGACCAGCUCAAUAUCGACGCUUUCCAGGAUCUCCUGGCCCAGCGAGCACCAUAUACGGGCGAUAUGUUGUUUAUCGAAUUAAAUGAGACUACUGGCGAUACUACAGUCACAGAGCUGCCUGUGAUUAGCCAAGACCUGGGCGACCUCGAGCCGCUUCUGGUCUUGGAUGCAUCGACCGUCAUGACGACGGACGAAUUCGAGAGCAAGGUCAAACGAAGUGUAGCAGAGACGUUCGUGCUUACAAUGAGUCGGCUCUUCAACCCUGACCAGAAUCCGACCAAUGUACCGGCCCAACGGGAGUCCACACAAGUCGCCAUCGCAGUCGUGUCGUUCGCCUCGUUGUCUUCUGAGGUGAUCUUGGCAAUCGCCAUCUGUCUCACCAUAUCUCUCCUCUACUUUUACGGAACCCGACCCAACAUCCUACAGAGUGACCCGAGCUCUAUUGGUGCCAUGUGUAGCAUGUUGACUGAUGUCUUCACGCCUUACAACAUCCUUGCGAAUCCUCAGCCAGAAUUUCACCAAUUCUCGACGCGGCAAUUACGUCAAGUCCUGCGAAACUGUUGGCUUCGAUGGCAACAGGGACCCAUGGGACCCCGACUCGAGAUUAUAACUGCAGACGGUUCUCCGGUCACUCUCAGUGAGCAACUACGGACACGUGUCGAUCCAAUGCCCCAUUUUUUGGUAAUACCCAUUUUCAUCAUCGAAUUUCUUCUCCUCGCUGCCGUCAUCGCUGUGAUGGGAGUGACGGCAGCUACUCUCGCCCACGACGGGAGUUUUCAACAUCUCUCCCAGUCCAGUUCCAGUUUUCUGCAGGCCAUAACUUCCUUUCUCCCAUCUGUUGUCGCAUCUUCCGUGGCGGCUCUAUGCAACUCGAUCCUUCGCAACAUCAGCAUUCUGGAGCCGUGGGUCCAUCUUCAGCGCGGCAUGGUGGCCGCCCAAACGUCGCUGUCCAUGAAUUAUGCGUCACAGAAUCCUUGGUCGAUCUUAAGAAAAGCCAUUCGGAAUCGACAUACCCUUCUAAGCCUCGUCUCACUUGCCUGUAUCGCUAACAUCCUGCUGACUGUUGUUGCCGGUGGUCUGUUCACGCAGAGACUGACGGAGUCCUAUCUGCCGUCAACAUCUCUUUACGUCAAUUACAGCAACUCCCGUUUCCUACGGACAGACUUCGCUCCGGACUUCACGGAGUUUGAUCUGAUCCAGAACAGCGCCACCAGCGGUGUACCAUUAUUGCCAUGGAUGUCUGCGAACUAUUCAUUUGCUCCGAUCAAGAAUACCGACUCGGACCCUGACCUGAUGUACGGGGCGACCACGCUCGGAAUCGGUAGUGAUCUGGACUGCAAAACCUUAGAGACAUCCCAGAACUUAAGAGAAGAAGGCCAGGAUACCUUUUUCGUCUAUCGACCCUCCCGUGAUGUCAGCCGGCAGUGUAGGGUUAACAUGACGUCGCUAGUGCGCCCCAGCGACGCCAUUGCCCUCUCCAUUCACUUUCUGUCCCCGGUGGCUGACACGGACACCGAUUUGUGUCAGAUGUCGACGGUGCUGGUGGUUGGACGGUGGAAUUAUACCUCGGAGUCACCUUUCACCGAUGACAACACCAUUGCACUCCAAUGUGAACCACAUGUGCAACUUCAAAAUUUCUCCGUGACCUUUGACCGUCGGGGUCAGAUAUCCGACAUAGACCCGAUUCCUGGCACGGAAACCACGUCAGGAACCAUGUAUGAAAAUGCGACGAUGGCUCUAGGCCAAUUUAACAAGGUCUUUGCCGCCAUCCCUCAGAGCUUCGUGGGGGAGGAACCGGGGCGGAACCGGUCUUAUGUUUCGUCUUAUGACUGGGCAGGGUUUCUCGUGGCCCGUCUCUACCGGCAGCACGAGAAGAUUGUUCCGCUCAACGCCUUGGAAUUGAUGACACAGUCGCAGGUUGUGUAUCAGUGGGUGUGGAGCACCUACUUCACGAUCUGGCGAAACAUGUAUCUGGUGCCCUUGGAUGAGGUUGUGUCGGCUGGUAAUGCCACGGAGAUCUCCAAUACGUGGACCAUGGUCCCGUCGGUGCCCUCGCUGGCCAUGGCGCUGGUGAUCAUUGCGCUAGACACGCUGGUCGUGUUAGUCGUCUUCGGCACCAGACGCGGUCGGUUUCGCGGGCCCCGGAUGCCACGAUCCAUUGGAGCGAUCAUUCCCUGGGUUGCGCACAGCCGCAUGCUGGGUGACUUUCGCAACACCUAUUCUUGGACCAAUGAGCAGCGGCGAGAGCAUCUGACUCGGCUCGACAAGCGAUAUGGUUUUCGGAUGUUCCUACAGGCGGAUGGGCGGUGGCGGUAUGCUGUCGACGAAGAGGCGGUUGGGCUGAUUGACAAACCACCAGAUGGAGGAACUGACGCGGCGAAAGGGUCGGAAGUGAUCGAGAUGCAGCCCAUUGGAGAUUCGAGAGUCGAGCCUGGGCCCGAUCAUCAUGAGUGA
Aspergillus eucalypticola CBS 122712 is the source of this 3825-nucleotide messenger RNA. Its product is annotated as DUF3433 domain-containing protein. Bases 1 to 3825 code for a protein of 1274 amino acids. The transcript is spliced from 3 exons. The record is from RefSeq and is a predicted model, not a curated record. NCBI's taxonomy places the organism in Eukaryota, Fungi, Ascomycota, Eurotiomycetes, Eurotiales, Aspergillaceae.